Molecule: messenger RNA, 648 nt
Organism: Striga hermonthica
Lineage: Eukaryota; Viridiplantae; Streptophyta; Magnoliopsida; Lamiales; Orobanchaceae
Source: the annotation of a GenBank genome assembly
AUGUCUCCACUCGGAUUUGGGAUUGCGCAUUGCCGGCGCCGGACCACAUUUCACCACCGCCAACAGCCCCAAAUUUCCCUGCGCCGUUAUGCUAUUGUGCGCCCCAAGCGCACGGAUCAAGUUAGCCUUGGGCGGAGAAGGAAGCAGACAAUCAAAGCGAUGAGAGCCGUGGUCCAGCGCGUGGCCUCCGCGAGCGUUGAGGUGGAAGGCCGGACGGUGUCGGCGAUCGGGCCGGGCCUGCUUGUUCUAAUCGGGCUUCACGAGACCGAUGUGGAUUCCGAUGCCGAGUACAUAUGCCGCAAGGUGUUGAACAUGAGAUUGUUUCCAAAUGACAAUAAUGGAAAAACUUGGGACCAAAGUGUUGUGCAAAGAAAUUAUGAAGUUCUUUUAGUGAGUCAGUUCACGUUAUUUGGGAUUUUGAAAGGAAACAAACCAGAUUUUCACGUGGCAAUGCCUCCGGAUGUGGCAAAACCAUUUUAUGCUUCCGUGGUCGAAAAAUUUCAGAAAGCUUACCGAGUAGAUGCAGUUAAAGAUGGUGUGUUUGGAGCCAUGAUGAAAGUCAACUUGGUUAACGAUGGGCCAGUGACAAUGCAGCUCGACUCCAGGCAAUUGUCAAAGAAUUCAAAUGGUGAAGCAAAAGGUUCAUAA